Messenger RNA from Neltuma alba, 1066 nucleotides. Its product is annotated as transcription factor HY5. The transcript has 5 exons. Gene Ontology annotation, biological process: red or far-red light signaling pathway; regulation of photomorphogenesis; positive regulation of transcription by RNA polymerase II. Lineage: Eukaryota; Viridiplantae; Streptophyta; Magnoliopsida; Fabales; Fabaceae. Bases 98 to 670 code for a protein of 190 amino acids. The record is from RefSeq and is a predicted model, not a curated record. Gene Ontology annotation, cellular component: nucleus. Gene Ontology annotation, molecular function: DNA-binding transcription factor activity, RNA polymerase II-specific.
UAUGGCUGCCCGCCCGUGCACUCUUUUUCGUCUCAGCGUGUCGUAAACGAUAUGGUACGAAGCUCAAGUGAAAGGUACGGGUUUUCAAGAAAAAAGAAUGGAAGUCGGCCAUUUCUGUUUUGUUCUGGUUCUGUCGUCUCGUGGGGGCCAAAUGCAGGAGCAAGCUACAAGUUCUAUUGCCGCAAGCUCUCUGCCUUCGAGCAGUGAGAAGUCUUCAAGUUCUGCUCUCCAUGUUGAAGUAAAAGAAGGUAUUGAGAGUGACGAGGAGAUCAGACGGGUGCCGGAGAUCGGCGUUGAGACCGCUGGACCGUCAGCGUCUCGUCCAGACUCCGGUUCAGGUGCGGCUACAGACCGGGUUCAAGGGGCAGGGGAGGGCCAAAGGAAGAGAGGGAGAAACUCAGCUGACAAAGAAAGCAAGCGGCUAAAGAGUGGUGGGGUAUGUAAAUGGAAUAGGCUUCUGAGGAACAGAGUUUCAGCGCAGCAAGCUAGGGAAAGGAAGAAGGCAUACCUGAUUGAUUUGGAAACCAGGGUUAAAGACUUGGAGAAGAAGAAUUCAGAGCUGGAAGAGAGGCUGUCCACUUUACAGAACGAGAAUCAGAUGCUUAGACAUAUACUGAAGAACACGACGGCAAGCAGGAGAGGAGGCACUGGUGCUGAAGGAACCAUGUGAGAUACUAAAUAUAUAUAUUUAGAGGAACGUAUAGAGAGGAAGAUAAAGGAAGAGAUAGGAAAUUUGAAAGAGAAAAGAAAUACAAGUGAAAAAGCAGCUGAAAGAAAGAACUAGCUGUGCGUUGGAAUGUCGUGAUCCUGCCUUGUUUACAGUCUGGUAUCUGAUGGGAGUUUCAUCGUAUACGUUUCAAUUUCUCAACCACUUCUUUCGCCUUCGCAAAUUCAGAUGGGCCACCCUUUUUUUUUUUUUUUUUUAAGUUUUGACUAACCUCAACGAUUUUUGCAAAUCAAGAUACUAUUAACCAUGGCACUGUGAUCUGUCGGUGAUGUUGGGUGGUGAGUCCCUAAGUAUCAAUGAUUGUCUCCCAUGAAACGAAUUUGUUGGGGGACCCCGAAA